AUGAAGUUCUCCGCCGCCGUCGCCGUCGCUUUCGCCUCGCUUGCCCUGGCAGCCCCCAAUCCCGAGGGCCAGACCAAGGUGAAGCUCAGCAAAGACUCCGUCGACGCCAUCAUCGCGGCCUACCCGGAUGUCCACAAGCGCGAUUGCUCCUUCGACUUCUCCUGCGGCUGCAUAUUCUGCGUGUAG
Molecule: messenger RNA, 186 nt
Organism: Colletotrichum destructivum
Lineage: Eukaryota; Fungi; Ascomycota; Sordariomycetes; Glomerellales; Glomerellaceae
Exons: 1
Coding region: 1-186 (61 amino acids)
Source: RefSeq, a predicted model, not a curated record